AUGAAUAGUCUAUCAAAGUGUACAACAUUAUCUGAAUCAACUGAUAGUCAAUUAUGUUUUAAUUCAAAUUUAACAACAACAACAACAACAACAACACCGACUACUACUACUACUACAACAAAAACGAAUGAUAAUACUACUUUUAAUGAAAAUAGUAGUAUUGAUACAAAUUUGAUCAAUUUCAAUAAAGAUUUAUCAAUAAUGAAUGAACAAAAUGAACCAAUCAAUUUAUGUAUUCGUGAUCAAUUUAAGUUAGAUUUAAUGCAAUAUACUAAUAAAAUGAAAAUUAUCAGUAGUAUAUUUUGUGCUAAUAAUAUUCAUGAUCCUGAUCGGAAUAAUAUCGAUUAUUUUGGUAUGAAUCAUUUUAAUGGUAAUAAUAUAAAUGACAAUUAUAAUAAUUCAUUUUAUCUUACGGAUUUAACUAAUAAAAUGAAUAUGAAUUUAUAUGCUACAACCAAUAAAAUGAUGUCAGCGGAGUUGAAAUGGUUACCAGACAGUUUAAACCAAUUUCUUAUGAUGAAUUAUAAUAAUAUACAUCAUAAUUUUGAUUAUAAUUCUGCUAAUAUUACUAGUACUAGUACUACUACUGUUAUUGAUAAUAAUAAUAGUAAUAAUAUCCAAGGUAGUUCAAUGUAUUCUAUAAUACGUACACCUUCGCCAACAGUUCAACAAUCCCAUCUUGAUAAUGAAUUUUUAACAUCGACACCAGUAUGGCGUAAUAAGCUUACAGAUGAUAUAGAAACAGUAAAAAUUGAACGAGAAAACCUUAGAGAACAACAAAACGAAAGGGAAACAUCAAUAAAUGAAACUGAGAAAAUGAAGUGGAGAAAAUAUUCACGACAAAUUAAUCGUUUAUAUUAUUCACGUAGUAAAAUUGUACAUACACAACGAAAAAUUCAUCGAAAAUUAAAAAAUCAUUCUGAUAGUAAUAAUAUACAGAAAAACCCAAUUAACGGUGAAGAUGCUAAUGAUAAUGGUGUUAUCACAUGUCGUACAAAUACUAGAUCAAUUUGUAGGAGACGUCGUGUAGGUUGGCGUGGAACAACAAUAUGUGCAGCAUGUGGAUUAAUGUUUGAAGGAAUGAAUCAACUUAACACGCAUUAUUCACAUGUACAUGGAAGUCUUCUAGAAUCAGAAUGCACUUUUGCACAAUAUUCAAAUAAAUUACAAAAUAAUUCUCUAACAUCUACUACUAAUGAGAAGAAUUUAAUUCCAACAACAUCAGUCUCAUUAACAACUUGUAAAGAGAAUCAUUUGAAUAUUUCAUCAAUUAAUUCAACUGUUAAUCAUUCUAUAGAUAAACCAUUUAAUCAAUCUAAUCAACCAACUAAAAGUUAUCCAUGUCCAAAAUGUAAUUAUAUAGCUAAAUGGCCAACAGAAUUACAAAAACAUGUUAUGGUACAUGCAAAUUCACGACCAUUUAUUUGUUGUGUAUGUACAACUAGUUAUAAAUGGAGUUGGGAUUUAGGUCGACAUUUUACUAAUUCACAUCCUAAUUUACCUAAUCCAUAUAAACGUCAACGUAUUAGUAAACAUAAUUUUUAA
Messenger RNA from Schistosoma haematobium, 1545 nucleotides. RefSeq lists its product as uncharacterized. Bases 1 to 1545 code for a protein of 514 amino acids. NCBI's taxonomy places the organism in Eukaryota, Metazoa, Platyhelminthes, Trematoda, Strigeidida, Schistosomatidae. The transcript has 2 exons. The record is from RefSeq and is a predicted model, not a curated record.